Messenger RNA from Spirometra erinaceieuropaei, 729 nucleotides. The record is from the annotation of a GenBank genome assembly. NCBI's taxonomy places the organism in Eukaryota, Metazoa, Platyhelminthes, Cestoda, Diphyllobothriidea, Diphyllobothriidae.
AUGCACCAACCGCCGCCCAACUCAGCCACAGGCCCCAACGCGCCGCCGCAAAUCAGCGUGAAUGGGACCCAACUGCAAGUGGGAGAGAACUUCCCGUACCUGGGCAGCACCCUCUCCCGCAACACCAAGAUCGACGACGAAGUCGCCAACAGGAUCUCGAAAGCCAGUCAAGCCUUCGGCCGCCUCCAAAGCACAGUUUGGAAUCGUCAUGGACUUCAACUGAGCACGAAGCUGAAGAUGUACAAGGCCGUCAUCCUGCCGACGCUACUGUAUGGAGCGGAGACUUGGAAGGUGUACACAAAGCAGGCACGCCGACUGAACCACUUCCACCUCAGUUGUCUUCGUCGCAUCCUGAGGCUGAACUGGCAGGAUCGAAUCCCCGACACUGAAGUACUGGAGCGCACGGGAAUCCUCAGCAUCUACACCAUACUGAGACAAUUGCAGCUGCGCUGGAGCGGCCACUUGGUGCGCAUGGACUACGAGCUACUACCAAAACGACUCUUCUACGGAAACGUCGCGACGGGUUCUCGUCGUCAAGGAGGCCCAAUUCGCCGUUACAAGGAUACUCUUAAGUCCUCCCUGAAGCGUCUGCAAAUCAACCCGACCAACUGGGAGGAGCUCGCACUCGACCGACCGGCCUGGAGGAGGACAGUUAAGACAGGCGCUGCGAUCUACGAAGCCAAUCGCAUCGCUGCCGCCAAAGCAAAACGCAAAGCCCGCAAAUCAUAA